This is a messenger RNA of Branchiostoma belcheri (Belcher's lancelet), 765 nucleotides long. Its product is annotated as toll-like receptor 2 type-2. Gene Ontology annotation, cellular component: membrane. Gene Ontology annotation, molecular function: transmembrane signaling receptor activity. Gene Ontology annotation, biological process: immune response; inflammatory response; toll-like receptor signaling pathway. The coding region runs from base 1 to 765 and encodes 254 amino acids. The transcript has a single exon. NCBI's taxonomy places the organism in Eukaryota, Metazoa, Chordata, Leptocardii, Amphioxiformes, Branchiostomatidae. The record is from RefSeq and is a predicted model, not a curated record.
AUGAACACGACUACAGGUGUACAGGGUGUCUACUUUGAAGCCCAUACAAACUACACUUGUACAACUCCAGCAAACCUGAGAAACAAACGUCUGGUUGACAUUAACUUUGACAAACUUGGCUGCAGAUCUAAACUCAGCUUUUAUGUAGCAAUAGGGCUGAGUGUCACGUUUGUCAUCUUGUUGGUCACCAUUAUACUGAUGUACCGAUAUCAUUGGUACGGACGAUACGCCAUGUUCCUACUCCGGGCCAAGUUCCACAAGUAUGAAGUCAUCAGACAAGAAGAGGAGAACCCCAAGACGUACGACGCCUUUGUGGCACACAACAGUCACGACAGCGCCUGGGUCAUCCGUCAGCUCCUUCCACAGUUAGAACGAGGAGAUCCUCCAGAGUUUCGUCUCUGUCUGGGCGAACGGGACUUUCAACCAGGAGCCCCUAUAGUGGACAACAUCGCCGAGUCCAUCUACGAAAGCCGCAAAACCAUCUGUGUCAUCACGCGGAACUUUCUGGAGAGUGACUGGUGCAGGUUUGAGAUGCAGAUGGCGACGUAUCGUCUGUUUGAGGAGCACGUGGACUGUUUGAUUGUGGUGUUCUUGGAACAGAUUCCAGCCCAGAGACUGGCCAAGUACCACUCCCUGAGGCGGGUGAUGUGCAGGAACACCUACCUGGAGUGGCCCGAGGAGCCCGAGGCCAGGGAUCUGUUCUGGGAACGACUUCGUGUCGCAUUACGAACACACAGGCCUCUCAAUCAUGAAUUCAAUGAAUAA